AUCAGAACCGAACCGUUUAAAAUAGUCUGACGCGAAAUCGAAAGUUUUGGAAAAUAGCAACGCUCGAGCAACUAGCUGAGCUACUCCCGUUUUUCCCUACAAUUUUCAAAACCCCCGGCCAUCCACCGUCGCCAUACCCAGGAAGAAAUCAUAGCAAAUCAAGCAAGCAAUAGAUGGCAAUUGCAAGAACUGGCGUCUUUGUUGACGACUAUUUGGAAUAUUCAAGUACGUUGCCGGCGGAGCUUCAAAGGCUUCUGAACACCAUUAGAGAACUGGAUGAACGUUCACAAGCAAUGAUAAACCAGACAAGACAGCAAACAAAGUACUGCCUGGGAUUGGCAUCUCAAGGAGGGCCAUUCUCUAGGAAAAAUGAAGAGGAAGAUCUGUUUGAAAAGAUUAGAAGGGAAAUUGAGGCGAACCAGGACAAUGCACUAAGCCUUUGCACCGAGAAGGUUCUGUUGGCCCGACAAGCUCAUGACCUCAUUGACAGUCACAUAAGACGACUAGACGAGGAUUUGAACAACUUCGCAGAUGAUCUCAAACAAGAAGGAAAAAUAUCACCAGACGAGCCAACCAUGCUUCCACCGUUACCUUUAGUCCCUAAAAGUGAAAAACAUAAACUACCAUACAUUACACCGCAAUUCAAAAGGCCUGAUUUCAGGGAUAGAGAUUGGGAGAGGGAGCGUGAGAGAGAUUUUGAUCUUAUGCCUCCUCCGGGCACUAUCAGGAAAGACUUUGCUCCACCUGUUGAACUCGAUCAACCCAUCGAUCCAAACGAACCUACUUACUGUGUUUGCCAUCAGGUUUCUUUUGGUGAUAUGAUUGCUUGCGACAAUGAAAAUUGCCAAGGCGGCGAAUGGUUUCACUAUACUUGCGUCGGCCUCACUCCUGAGACAAGAUUCAAAGGAAAGUGGUAUUGCCCAACCUGCCGGCAAUUGCCACACUGAUUGAUGCUUCAAUGCAAAGAUCAACAGCAGGGAAGUUGCAUGGCAGAUCAGAUACAAAUGAAUUCCCACGCUCCAAAAUUAAGAUUAAAAAAUAUAUUACUAUUAUUGUUGUUUAAAUGGCCAAGCUUCACUGUGAUGAUAGUAAGUUCUUCUCUGUUCAUUUACUUCCUGC
Andrographis paniculata is the source of this 1119-nucleotide messenger RNA. Its product is annotated as PHD finger protein ING2. NCBI's taxonomy places the organism in Eukaryota, Viridiplantae, Streptophyta, Magnoliopsida, Lamiales, Acanthaceae. The record is from RefSeq and is a predicted model, not a curated record. Bases 174 to 947 code for a protein of 257 amino acids. Gene Ontology annotation, cellular component: nucleus. The transcript has 8 exons.